Messenger RNA from Adineta steineri, 1440 nucleotides. The record is from the annotation of a GenBank genome assembly. Lineage: Eukaryota; Metazoa; Rotifera; Eurotatoria; Adinetida; Adinetidae.
AUGUUCAUUAAACGUUAUUAUUCAAAAUUAUUUCGUCGUCGAUCUCGUCGAUCGAUAUUAUUAAAACUAAUCCUUAUUACUUUUUGUUUUGGUGCAUUUAUACAAAUAAAUUAUAACGCACUCUAUUUAUUAUCUCAGAAUACUUAUGGUAACUUAACAUUAUGUACAAAUACAACACGUAAUAAAACAAUCUUAAAUUGUUCAGGUGAUCCAUUAAAACAAUGGUGUAAAAAUGAAAUCAAUUUAUGUCAUUCAUCCUUAUCAAUUUAUAAUAAAUUAUUUUUUGUAACACAUUCAGUUAUUUUACAAACAAAAUUUGCUCAAGGUAAACGUUUAGGUGGUGAAGAUAUACAAACUGUUUUAAAUCAAGCUGAAAGAGAUGAAUAUUUUCAGUUUAAUAAAGAAUUUCUUAAGCUUCCCUGUGAUAUUUCAAUACCGAAAGAUUUAUCUUUGGCAAAUCAUUUAUCUAGCGUAUUAUCUUCAAUAACACCCUACAGAACAUGUAUGGAUGUCCAUUUACGAAUUAAUGAAACAACUAUUGCUGUUAAUCGACAAGAUUAUGUUAAUAUUUAUCAUACUAUGACAGAUCUUUAUACAGUUUAUCUUUUAUGUCGUUUUUUUCAACGAGAUCCAAAAUCUGUUCGAAUUCUUUUUGUUGAUGCUCAUCCCAAAGGAAAUUUAGAUAUAUUUUGGUCAAAAUUAUUUCAUUCCUAUACUCGUUUAGGACAAUUAAAAAAAUAUCCAACAAUUUUUUAUCAAGAAUUAAUUUGGUCUCAACCACAAUUAAAUUCUGAAAUCGAUCUACAACGAGACAGACGACAAGCACCAAGUUUUUUUUUUGAUUUUCGUGAUCAUAUUUUAAAACAAUUUAAUGUGCCUUUUGAAUAUAAAAAACCAAUAGAUUGUAAUUCAUUACAAAUAUUUCUAUUAUGUCGACGUAAUUAUGUUGCACAUCCAAGAAAUCCAACAGGAAAAAUUACACGACAAUUACAAAAUGAAAAACAAAUUAUUAAUGAUUUAACCAAAGUAUUUUCAAAUAAUUCAAAAAUUAAUUUUACUUACAAUUAUUAUGAAAAUUUAACUAUGGAAGAACAAUUAAAAAUUACGACUCAAAAAGAUAUAUUUAUUGGUAUGCAUGGUGCUGGUCUAACACAUGUUUUAUUUUUAAAAACAAAUCGUACACUUAUUGAAUUAACUACUGCACAAUGGCAAUCACAAAUUCACUAUGAAUUAUGGGCAUCGAUGAAUCAUGUUCAUCAUCAUUUCUGUUCAAGUAAAGAUGGAUCAGCAGCAUCGGCACAGACCAUAUUGAAUUGUAUAAAUUUAAAAAUUUCUCAAAUGUGUCCUUCAAUGACGGUGAAUUCAUUACAUAGUAAUCAAACUAUUAAAUUGACUCCAACAGUCUCGAAAAAUAUUUCGAAUAGUACUAUACAUAUAUAA